This is a messenger RNA of Chinchilla lanigera (long-tailed chinchilla), 1407 nucleotides long. It is a transcript of the gene Ebna1bp2, whose product is annotated as EBNA1 binding protein 2. Gene Ontology annotation, cellular component: nuclear periphery; preribosome, large subunit precursor; nucleolus. Gene Ontology annotation, biological process: rRNA processing; ribosomal large subunit biogenesis. The record is from RefSeq and is a predicted model, not a curated record. Lineage: Eukaryota; Metazoa; Chordata; Mammalia; Rodentia; Chinchillidae.
AUGGUACUUUUCCGGAGUUCUGCGAAAGACAGAGGGCACCCGGCGAGUGUCACCAGACCACGCACAUAUCCAAAGGCGCUAACUCUAGAGAUCUCAAGCAAUCCUUGGACCUAACGCCGGAGCCGUUCCUAUAGCAACCACAAACCGGAAGUUGUCUCACACCGGAAGCGGAAGUCCCCUUGGAAAAGCUGCGCCGCAGCGGCGAGUUGCGGCGGUUCUCGUUGUUCGAACGCACGUGGAGUCGCGCAGCGCGAGUCUGGGCUGAGGGUGGGAUCCCGGGUGAGAACCUGUGAGGGUCCCAGCCGCGCGGGCCUCGGGCUGUCCCGCUCCUUCCGGUGGGCGUGCGAGAUGGACACUCCGCCGCUCUCCGGCUCCGACUCGGAUUCCGAUGAUUCUCUGGUCACGGACCGAGAGUUGCAGGAUGCGUUUUCCCGCGGACUCCUGAAGCCAGGCCUCAAUGUGGUGCUCGAGGGGCCGAAGAAGGCCGUGAACAACGUGAGUGGCCUGAAGCAAUGUUUGGCCGAAUUCGAGCGGGAUCUAGAAUGGGUUGAAAGGCUCGAUGUGACCCUGCCUCCCGUGCCGGACAUCAGUGCACCUGAGCCAGCACCUCAGAAGAAGGACCAGAAAGCUGUUAAUCCAGAAGACGACUUCCAGCGGGAAAUGAGUUUCUACCGCCAGGCUCAGGCAGCAGUGUUGGCAGCAUUACCCCGCCUCCACCAGCUCAAAGUUCCUACCAAGCGGCCCACUGAUUAUUUUGCAGAAAUGGCCAAGUCCGAUCAGCAGAUGCAAAAGAUUCGACAGAAACUGCAGACUAAACAAGCUGCCAUGGAGAAGUCUGAAAAGGCUAAGCAACUGCGAGCGCUGAGGAAAUAUGGAAAGAAGGUGCAAACAGAGGUUCUGCAGAAGAGGCAGCAGGAGAAGUCACAUAUGAUGAAUGCCAUUAAGAAAUAUCAGAAAGGCUUCUCUGAUAAAUUGGAUUUCCUUGAGGGAGAGCAGAAACCUGUUGCCCGGGGCACAAAGGCAGGAGCUAAAGGCCAGCAGAUGAAGAAGGGGCCCAGUGCCAAACGACGAUAUAAAAACCAGAAGUUCGGCUUUGGGGGGAAGAAGAAAGGCUCCAAGUGGAACACCCGUGAGAGCCAUGAUGAUGUGUCCAGCUUCCGGGCCAAGACGGCACAUGGGAAAGGCCUUAAGAGGCCUGGAAAGAAAGGAUCAAAUAAGAGACCUGGCAAACGAACUAGAGAGAAGAUGAAGAAUAGAACCCGUUAAACAGCAUCUUUAUAUAUGGAGAACAGGAAGAAGGGAUGAAGACUUGGAAUUCACAGUACAGUUGGACCCUAUCUCUUGUCCUUUUUCUUUUUUUAUUGGAAAAAAUUCUUUCAAUAAAUUAAAACUUUUUAAUGAAACAUA